AUGGCCGCUGCAGAUGACAACUUGUGGUACAGUUCAUCCCCUAAUGGAAGUAGUUUCUAUGACAACAGUUUUAUUGAAUCCCAAUCAAAGAAUGUCAAUGUAAAGAAGAAUCAUCAUGCUAUUGAAUUACUGGCAGCUAUGAAAGAUAUGAAAGAUGAGAGUGACUUGAUUGAUUUGAACAUCCAAGUAGGUAAUAGGAUUGUUAAGUGCCACAAGGCCUUGUUGGUUGCUGGCAGUCCGUAUUAUGAUGAUAAUAUAAGUGGAGAAGUGAAUCAAGAAACACUUGGUGUUGUUGAAAAGGUACUGGGAUCAGACAUCGUGCAUCACAUCAUAAAUUACAUCUACACGGGAUCUUUAUUGAUCACCAAAGACAACGCAUCCAAUUUGCUGCAAGCUUGUUAUCAACACAAUAUUUUCCGUGGUAAAGCUGUUGAAAGUGCAGUUAGUGAUUUUCUGGCCAGGCAAACACUUAAUACAUGUAAGAACAUCGAAGAAUCAGAAUAUAAAUUUGAUGAGUUUCAUUUUGCUUCUGAAAUACUGAAAAUUCUUAAUCAGCAAAGGAGCGAUGAAAUGCUAACAGAUAUUGUUAUUGCAGUUGGUGAUCAGGAGUUCCCUUGUCAUAAGUUUGUGUUGGCUGCUACAAGUGCAUACUUCAAAGCAAUGUUUUCUAGUAAGAUGCGAGAAACUUAUGAGGGAACAGUUUCACUUGAAGGCCUGCAUCCAAGCAUCAUGAAAAUCUUGGUUAACUUCACAUAUACUGGAAAACUAACGAUUAAUUGUGAGAAUGUUCAAGAGAUUUUAAGAACCGCUUGUUAUUUGCAGCACCAAUCAGCAAUGGCUGCCUGCACAGAAUUCGUGAAAGAUGAACUUCACCCUUCAAAUUGUUUGGGAAUUUUACAGUUUGCAAUAACUGUUGGAUGUCAACAACUGUGUGAAACAGCCAUGGCUUAUUCUCUUCAUCAUUUUGUAGAUUUGCAAAAGUUUGAAGAAUUCAAAGAAACAACGUUUCAGAUUAUUUGCCAGCUCAUUGAUGAUGAUGAUUUAAAUGUCCCGAAGGAAGAAGAUGUUUAUACAGCAGUGAUGAUGUGGAUAGAAUACGACAGUGAAAAUAGACAGUACUUCUUGAGUGAAUUGCUCAAAAGAAUACGGUUAACUUUAGUGGAUGCAUCAUUUAUGGAACAGAUUGAGAAUGACCCGCUUAUCCUUGGAUGCCCAUGUGCUAUUCAGAUUGUCAAUAAGAUAAAGAAUUUAAGGCAUGCACUCCACAAAGGGGAGAAAGUUCGGGACAGGCGAAUGAAGUUACGAUUCUCAAUGAAGACAGAAAUUCUGGUUACUGUCUGUGGCUUCACUGACAAUCAACAGUGGGUACGCAAUGUGCGAUAUUACAAUCCUGACAAUGGACUGUGGAAUGAGUUGGCCCCAUUUCCUGGCCGUAAUCAACGAUUUCAAUGUGUGGCUGUUGAUAAUGAUAUCUACGUCAUUGGAGGGCAGGCAGAUCACCAUGCAGCUCAUUUAUCAGAAACUUUAUCUGAUGUUUGGAAGUAUAGCUCUAUUACUGAUACGUGGACUCAAGUCACAAGUUUAAACAAACCAAGACAUGGUCAUGGAGCAGCAGUACUUAAUGGAAAGAUCUAUGUUGUGGGAGGAAAGAUUGGAUGGUCCAAGAAAUUCAACGAUGUUGAAAGAUACGAUCCGCAGUUAAAUAUAUGGACAACAAUUGGGCGGAUCAAAGGGCACUUUGUAGAGAAACCUACUGCUGUUGCACAUGAUGGAAAGCUUUACAUCAAGGGGUAUUUUUACCGCGAUCCUGAUAUGUUAUAUUGCUUUGAUCCAAGUACUAACACUUGGAGUCAAACAAUUGUAAAUCAUUGUAUCCAUGGUGAUGGAGUUGAAAAUGCUUAUACUAUUAAUGAUCAUAUUUAUUAUUUGAUUUACCGUGGUUUUGAUAAUUGUAUCAGCGCUUACCAUGUGCCUUCAUCUACUCACGUGCUGGGCAGUGUGAUGCCGGGGGGGAAAUACCUACACUCCUAUGGUAUGUCAAAUAUUGGUCAAAAUAUUGUAGUAACUGGAGGUAGUCGAUUAGAUGCAGGAAUUAAUAUUCCCUAUGUGGAUUGCUAUAAUCCCGAGAUUAACUCGUGGAUUAGAAUAGCAGUUAUGCCUUUACCGCUCUGUGAACAUGGAUGUGUCACAAUCCAUAAAUACAUACCUAAUUUCCAUGGUGAUUAG
Messenger RNA from Saccoglossus kowalevskii, 2226 nucleotides. Its product is annotated as kelch-like protein 38. The record is from RefSeq and is a predicted model, not a curated record. Lineage: Eukaryota; Metazoa; Hemichordata; Enteropneusta; Harrimaniidae. Gene Ontology annotation, molecular function: protein binding.